UGUCAAAUAAAUACAUAUUUCAGAGCGGGAGAUUGUGCGAGGACUGAAGACGUUGUUGACUGAAAAAGUUUUCACUGUAGUGUUUUAAAACUCGAGUUAAGCUAGACAGUGCCGGUUAUAAAUUACCCCUAAUGCCAGUUUGUUAAAAUUCUCUACUCGAGCUGAAUACAUCGCUGCAGUUUAGUCUGCGAAGACGGGAUUUCGUACCAUGCAACGUAAUGAGUUUUUCAGCGCUUACACAUAUUAAGAAUAGAGUCUGCUGUCCUAAUAGUGUGCUCAAGCCGGCUGUAUUAAUCCGUGAAGUCUUGCCUCGUUUCCUGUUGGGGUGCGGUUUGCCAGACCGUGUCGGAAAAACAGGAUAAUCGUAUUUUCAUUCAAACCACUUUGCCGGUAAUCAAUCGACUGAAUCGAAUGAAAAAUUACCUGCCGUUGGAUUUGCUGGCUUCGUUGCACUGCCAGCAUCGGAUGGACCUGAGCCGGAUAAUCUGGCUGUUAGCGAUGGUAUCAACGGUGUAUGCCGAUGUCAGAGGCUUCAGCGGCGGGGAAGAAGAGGUUAGGGACUGGUGGCAGGACACUGUUUUCUACCAAAUCUAUCCCCGUUCGUUCAUGGAUAGCGAUGGUGAUGGCAUCGGGGAUAUCCGAGGUAUAACAUCGAAGCUAUCGCACUUAGCGGAUGCUGGUAUAGGAGCAACGUGGUUGUCACCAAUUUUCCGUUCUCCGAUGGUAGACUUCGGUUAUGAUAUCGCUGAUUACACCCAGAUCCAGCCCGAGUACGGUAUGAUGGAGGAUUUUGACGAGAUGCUGGCGGAAGCGACCCGGUUGGGGAUCAAGAUAGUGCUGGAUUUUGUGCCCAAUCACAGCAGUGACCAGUGCGAGUGGUUCCAGAGGUCGGUGGCACGGGAUCCAGGGUACGAAGAUUUCUACGUGUGGCAUGACGGUCGGGUGAAUCCAGCGGGAGGUCUUCCGUUACCACCGAACAACUGGCAAUCUGUCUUCUACGGGUCGGCCUGGACGUUUCACCCUGAGCGGAGCCAAUUUUAUUUACAUCAAUUUACCAAAGAGCAACCGGAUUUAAACUUCCGUAAUCCGGCCGUGGAGAAGCAGAUGAACGAUGUGAUGCAAUUUUGGCUGGAGAAAGGAGUGGCAGGGUUUCGGAUUGAUGCCGUUAACCAUCUGUUCGAGGUGAAGGACUUUAGGGAUGAGCCGGAAACGGGAACGGAUUUGGAUCCGCUCUCUUAUGGAUUCACCCAUCACUACUAUACGAAGGAUUUGCCAGAGGUUUAUGACAUGGUUUACAAGUGGCGCACUCUGCUGGACGAUUGGAGCCAAUCGCAUGGAGGUCCAACGCGGAUCAUGAUGACUGAAGCGUAUGCCAACAUUAGCUUCACAAUGAAAUAUUAUCAGACAGCGGAUGGUACCCGCAGAGGGUCGCAUUUGCCGUUUAACUUUUUGCUAAUUACCGAUCUGACGGAGGCAUCCACUGCAGCGGAUUUCGUGUUCAUCAUCAACAAAUGGUUAACCUACAUGCCCCGGAAUCGGGAUGCAAAUUGGGUAAUCGGGAAUCACGAUCAGCCUAGAGUUGGAUCUCGGUACAGUGUAGAAAAAAUCGAUACGAUUAAUAUGCUUUUGAUGACGCUGCCUGGGGUUGCUGUUACCUAUUACGGAGAAGAAAUUGGAAUGGUGGAUUACAAAAACAUUCCAAAGCUCAGUGAGGAGUUGGGAACGACGAAAUCCGAUAACGUUUUUAUAGACUUUACGCGGGACCCCGAGCGAACCCCAUUCCAGUGGGAUGAUAGUAAAAAUGCAGGAUUUUCUGAAGCAAACCAAACUUGGUUACCAGUAAAUCCAAACUAUCCGACACUAAACUUACGGAUUCAAAAAGAGGCAGAGAAAAGUCAAUACAAAGUCUACCAACAGUUGGUGAAAAUAAGACAACAUGAGACGUUCCGCAGAGGAACAAUCCAGUUGGUACCGUUUAACGAGGAGAUAGUAACUUUCAUCAGGGAACUUCUUGAUCAUGACACUUUCGCCAUUAUUUUUAAUUUAGGUUCUAGAGCACAACUGGUGGACCUGUCAGUUUUCCCCCGACUGUCCGACCGACUUACGGUCGUAGUGGCAUCGUCUGCCUCCGGCUAUAAAGCAGGCGACAGAGUUCAACGUAGCAGCAUCUCCUGUGGGCCCUACGACUCCUUGGUAUUGCAAGAAAGCCCGACCACCCAUCGGCGGCUGCCAUUAGGUGUGUCCUUCUCGAUUUCCAGCGUACUGCAAACGGCAGCGCAGGAUAGGAUCAUAAUUGCUUCCAUAGUGAUUGGUCUCGCAGUUGGCUGUUUUCACAUCUUUCGCCGGGGUGGAAUCAGCGGCGGUGGUGGAAUGUCAUACACCCUGGCUACUGGAGCUGCAGCAGGAAGGCUGGGACUGGGCAAAGAAUGUUCUUUGAGACUGUGAAAAAUGGGACCUGAGUGAAGUGAUUUUCCGGAUGCUCAGGCGCAACAACAACAACAACAACACCUGUUGUGUCUGUUCAUAGUGAGUGAGCUAUGACAAAACUGCUGAAAAGUGUUACUAGUGCCGUGAAUACGAGUUACUUCUGAGAUUAAUAGUAUUUUGGUUGUAGGCCAGAAAGAUGCAGCACUUACUAGAAAUGUUAGUAUGGCUGAACUCAUGUAGAGAUUAGGUUCACGAAUAAAUG
Molecule: messenger RNA, 2689 nt
Organism: Wyeomyia smithii (pitcher-plant mosquito)
Lineage: Eukaryota; Metazoa; Arthropoda; Insecta; Diptera; Culicidae
Product: maltase 2-like
Exons: 7
Coding region: 412-2445 (677 amino acids)
Biological process (GO): carbohydrate metabolic process
Source: RefSeq, a predicted model, not a curated record